Lecanosticta acicola is the source of this 1783-nucleotide messenger RNA. Lineage: Eukaryota; Fungi; Ascomycota; Dothideomycetes; Mycosphaerellales; Mycosphaerellaceae. The record is from the annotation of a GenBank genome assembly.
AUGGCAGAGAGCCUCAUCAAUAGCGAGCGCUCGCUACUGAGAUUUGCGGGUCAAUGCGAUGAUGCCGCGUCAGGUGAGUCAAGGGACCGAUGGAUGCCUAGUGGGUCCCCGAAGGCUGAUAUUCUCUAGGCCUCCUCCGCUUUCGAGAGAGUUUACCUCGACAUGCGCCUAAACUUACGGGAUUGAUUGCGGAUCUGUUUGCCAUCAGUUCUGCACUUAGGCAGAUACACAAAGACAAUCGCAGUCAUGGAUCCUCCUUCCCGACAAUCGACGAAUCUUUGGUACUGGUGCUUAAAAGCCUCAAGUUCACCCUGGAGAAUGGGAUCUUCGUCAUGUUUGCGAGCGAGCAGCCACCGCAAGUUGCCUGGGAGGACCUCAAUCACCGCAUGGAGAGCUUGGAACGAGUCGACUUUCUUCAGAGACUUGAGCUGUAUCGCGACACUCUGGACGCUCUUGCCUUCAGCCUUCGUGACGGAUCCGAAAUUCCAAGGGAUGACGUGCGGCAGGUGCAGCAACUUCUGGAGACUCAGCAGGCAGCACAGCGUCGAUCCCGCAGACUGAGCUCACUUCCGGGGACCGCAACGCCGCGGCCCCGAAUCAAUCGUCUCAAUACACCUGUCAGUCCUACUGUCGUGAGCGAUGAAUGGGAUAAGCACGCCACUGUCGACCCUCCGAGAUUCAAUGGAGCUCCUGAGCCGCCUUUGUCUCCAACAUACACCUCGAACUCAUCGCAUACCAUGUCUUCCAGUCAGACUUCAUAUGGGAGUGAUCCCUAUUUUCCACCUCCAUCGGAACCCUUGGCGCACUGGGCACAAGACGUCUAUAAUGGCAUGAAUCCUCUAAACCGCUAUCGACAAAUAGACAGCCAGCUCGAUGACAGAUCUGCUUGUUAUGGCACAGUAGAACCGGAAGCACUGCAUCAUCUGGUACGUGAUGGCUUUCAGCGCGCUGUAGAACUUGCAUUCGAUGCACACCGACUUUGGGUUCGCUUGUACUGGCGGAACAGCGACCAUCGAGCUCGAAUUCUCGUCAUCACCAAGGACAGCGAGGGUCGCAGGCUCUUGUACUGUACACCUUUGACCAAUCUGAAGAUCAUCAGGAACAAGUCGCAAGUCUCUCUCUCUUGCCUCGCAACGCGAAGAACGCUAACAGCAGAAUAGCGUUCUGCAACUGUGUCGUUGCAGUCGCGGCGACGGGCGAUUUUCCCUCUGGGCAAGACUCAACUUCGUAUUCCACGAGAGAAUGGUCCUCUUCUACUGCACGUUCGUGGCUAUGAAGCGCCAAGACGAGCGUCCAGUCCCUCAUGACGACCUCCUCGAUCGCUUCGAUCUGGAAGAUGACACGUGCGGCGAGCAGGAACUCUUCGCCGGUCAGAUCCAACACGGACAGAUGUUUCACGCUCUGCGCCUCUGGAGGGACACAAGCUCCAACGUGGUCCGCCUUGAAGCCUCUGCCCUUCGCGGGCCCCGGAAAGGUGUUCCGAUCUGGACUGUUUUCGUGACGAGAUACGCUCACGAUCCCGACUGGCCGCAAUACGAGGGACAAGGGCUUGUUAGUCUCGCGGCGACCACUCCACCAGCCGCCGUUUUCAUCUCGCGCUUCGAGCCGCCGAUGAAAACUUCCCGGAAAUACGUCCUACCUUUUACGACAGAUGAAGGUGCGCUCUGCUCUCCUCUCGCCAGGACCUACCCGAUAGAUCAUGCUAACUUUAUCUUUGCCAGAUGCGGAGAUGUUCAUGGACGCGUGGGAAAACCUGGCACGCACGCACGGGAGACACGUGUAA